UUGGGCUCCUGGGACCUCCUGACUCUGUCACUGAUCAGGGUGUGGUGUCUUCCUUUCAAGGAUUAUAUUUUAUCACUAUGAUGAAUCUCAGCUUCACCACAUUACUGAGCCUUUCAGUGUGUUUUCUUCUCAAAGCUGAUGGUGGUCCCUUGGUGCUCGAGCCAUCUAGACUGGUGGUGGAAUAUGGAGCCAAAGCCUCAGCUAACUGUUCCACUGACGUCAGCCAUGAUGGAAUGGGUUGGGAAGCCUCACAAGGACCAGUGGAUAUGAAGAAAGACGUACAAUUCCUCACCUGGAAAGUGCAGAAUCUUACGCAUUGGGAUAUAACGCCAAUGUGCUACAUGAACUUGAAAGACGGGUCACAAGUUGAUGAGGAACUGAAUCUUGUUAUUUACAAGCGUCCAGAUUCAGUGUCCAUCAAGCUGAAGAAUUGCUCAGGACCAGUAAUUGAGCAGCAAUUCUGUUGGCUUCAGUGCAACAUACAAAAUGUUGCUCCUGUUCAGUACCUUACAGUCAUUUGGUACAAACAACAAUUUCUUGCGAAAAGCAACUUUGUGGAUGGCACCAAGACACCAGUGAGCGUAUCUGCUGACCACAUCAUCCAGCCUAGCAGAAAUGACGAUGGAGCUAAGUAUUGGUGUGAGGCAAAGCUGGAACUGGGACCAGAGGGACCGCAGCCUCCUCCGACAAAGAAAUCAGAUCCUCUCAGUAUUACAGUACACUACAAGCCAAAGUUCUCUAACGAUACAGAGAUCAUUAAAAUAAAAGCAGGAGAUGAUGCAGUCGUCUUAAACUGUACUGCCACAGCAAACCCUCCUUCCAAGUACACCUGGACUGGACCAUACCUGGAAAAGGAAGUUAAGUUAUCAGAGCCCUCACUUUCCGUUUCUUAUUCAGGAAACUACACUUGCACUGCGUCAAACCAGUAUGGCACAGCAAAGAAAUUGUUCAUCUUCAUACGUGAAUCUCGUGGCCACACUGUUUUUUGGGCUCUUUUGGGGGCCGGAUUCUUCAUAAUUGUUCUGCUGUUUAUUGUUUACCUUCUCAAAAAGAGGUAUACACCAUCUAGAAGGUCUGACAACUACAACAAUACGGCCCCUCAAGCAGCUCCGAGAGAGGAAGAUGAAGAGUUAUCACAGUUGAAACUAAAUAAGUGAAAUUUGUUUCUAGCUCAUCAAGUGGCUUCGAACUCUUGAGUUAUAAUUUCAGACGUCGUGAUCUGUUUGGAGAUUUUCUUUGUUUUUAGACGGUGUGUUUGACAAGCCAGAGAUUGACCAAGGUUCUAACAAACAGAUGUUAGAAAAGAAACAAUACCAUUGUGACGAAGAUUGGGCUUGAUCUGUCUGUGAAGCCUUCACUCUCAUUUGUAAUUAGUUCUAGAGAUACAGUAGGAGACAAAAGUUUGGACACACCUUUGAAUUGAAUGUUUUUUCUUUCAUUUUAUUACAGUACUUAAAAGGCACUUCAUGUCUUAAAGGUCGACUCCCUUUCAGAUUUUUCGAAUUUAGGCCAUAAAAAGAAUUUUCCCCGACACCCAAUUAUUUUUUUUUUAGUGGACCAAAAGCUGCUGAAUUCGAAUCACAGACUUCAAAUUUGAUUACUUUUUUUUCCUAAAAGAACAAUUAAUUAGAGCCCGGUGGCUCUAAAUUCUCCGCCAUUUUUUUCUUGCCCCACCGUGACCUAAACCAAGAUACUACGUCAUGCAUGACAUGGGGGGGUUUCCCCGUUCGCAACGCAUUGUAGGAUACAAAUUUGCAACCUGAGAGAACAAUGGAGUACGUGAGUGUGCGAAUGAAACACAGAAGACCGACUACAGUAACGGAAAGUGAGAAGAAAAGGCGCUGUAUUGCGAAGGAAAGGAAAGGUAGGACCAAACUAAUAAAUAUCGGCGAUCGGAUAUACAGUAGUGUGCAUCAGUUGCCCUCUAAAAAUGAAAAGUACCUCCGAUCAUGAUGCAUUUUUGUUUUUAUGUUCCUUUUGGUAAGAAAACACACUGGGUGAAAUAUUUUGACAAAAUUCAAAAGUUUAAUGGUGGCACCAGGAGCUCAAAGUUAUGGAAAAAGCUGCUAUUUUACAGUAUGACUUUUAUGACAAAAUUUCGAUCACUUUUCAUGAAACAUUAUGGCACCUUAUAGAGUAUACCAAAUAUCUUAGAUACACAUUUUUAGUCCAUAUUCUAAAUAUAUUAUCAAGCACAGUUUGAGGUGGGGUUUACAUUAGACCGUGUCAGCGGAUCAUCAGAUUAACGUUUUUAAAACGAUUAGCGUGCACACAGCAACGCCAAUACACGAUUCGCGUGCACACAGCAACACCAAUACACGGAUACGCUCGGCUCCGCAGGCAUCCUGCGCUCCAAAUCACUCCGCCCUGAACAGCGAGUGCCCUCUGGAGGGUGUGCACUCCGGCCCUGCGCAGCUCACAGAGCGCGCGAAUGAAGCGCACGAGCAGUGAUUCGGGACUGAGCCGCUGUGUGUGUGAUCUCAGUGCAUAUCCGGCAUGCGCAUCACUUACCACUUGCAAGUGGAAGGAUGGCAAGCCUAAAGACAAUCAUAACUACACAAUGGGCAGUAUUUGCAUCAGUAUUUGCAGUAUUUUCAUACUUUUAUACUCUUUAAUGAAAGGUGAUACAAGGCGGAAGUCCGCGCCGUUUUUCAGCAGUCGCGUCACAUGACCAACGCCAGCGAAUCAGGAAGGUGGAUGUCACAGUGACGUUGUCCAAUGACGACGCCAGCUAGAGCUCAGCACAGCGUAUCCGCGUAUUCUCAAUGUUUACACAGCACCGGAGCAGACACGAUCUGGAUUGAAUACGUGGACACUGGCGGAUUCCCAUUUCCCGGCGUUUCCAGGCGGUUUAAUGUAAACGGACAGUGCAUCCGCGAAGAAAACGAGACAGAUACGGUCUAAUGUAAACUUGGCCUGAGUUUUAGCUGUUCAUUGAAUCGUUGUUCAACUACUUUUAAACAAUACAAAUGUAUUAUGAAUCACAUUAAUGCUUCUCAAUCCCUUGCAGAGGUUCUUAACAUGAUCUCUGGGUCACAAGAAAUCAAUAAAUGGAGUCCAACAUUGUGAUUCAAACCUUACGCGAAAACAUAAAAUAAGCGUUUUUUGGCAAAAAAUGAACCUCAUGGUGCCACCAUUAGACUUUUGAAUAUGGUCAAAAAAUUUUACAGGAUGUCUUUAUUGGUGAAAAGGAACACCCAAACAAAAAUGCAUCAGAUUUUAUGAAAGUGAGGGAAACUGAUGUAUAUAUAUAUAUAUAUAUAUAUAUAUAUAUAUAUAUAUAUAUAUAUAUAUAUAUAUAUAUCCUAUCAGUCCUUCAGUCAAACUUUAGAGAUUUUUUUCUCUCCUCAGGCUCAUGUCUGAAACGCGUAGGUUAUACAGGAAAUUCACAAGGUUAUACUAAAGUCGAGUUUAGGAAAGUCUAUUAUGGCAUUACAAAGAUAGAAGAGGGUUCGUAUUCCCAAAACUAUUACUUCUGAUCACUACGUUUGGCAAAAACAUGAGCAAGCACAAAAAUCAAAAAGGUGAAUGAAACAGGCAGGUGGGAUCAAGGUCACUUUCGUUUUUAUUUUUUAACUGUCACUUAACACAAAAUGCACUUUUCAGCAGUUUCAAAAUAAACUGUGUGCUACUGUACCGACGUGAUUCUCACUGCACACACACACCCCGCACCAUCCUCCGCCUCGCACCCCAUUCACAAACCAGUGCUUGACCACACCCCUGCGACAACAGUGAAAAAGAACUGUAUACUGUCUUGCUCAAUGAAAUAAACUGCACAGUAUGAUAGUGAAUCGAGAGGUUGUUCACCAGAAGUUGUGCAAUAUAGGUGUAUAGUCUAAUUACAUGCAUUUUCGCUCAGCGGUCUUCACCAUCCCGAUGAUAAAAAAAGGACCUUAAACUAUCUAAUGCACAGGAUGUAUGUAUCGAUUUCACAUAUUUACAUUGUGAAAUCGAUACAUAAUUUUCGUUAUGGCUAACGAAUAUUGGCGAGAAUACACUUGGUGAAAAAUGGACUUUAACAAGAUGAGUGACCAGUCUCGGGGCGGCACGGUGGUGUAGUGGUUAGCGCUGUCGCCUCACAGCAAGAAGGUCCGGGUUCGAGCUCCGGGGCCGGCGAGGGCCUUUCUGUGUGGAGUUUGCAUGUUCUCCCCGUGUCCGCGUGGGUUUCCUCCGGGUGCUCCGGUUUCC
Messenger RNA from Neoarius graeffei (lesser salmon catfish), 4188 nucleotides. Its product is annotated as cell adhesion molecule 4-like. The record is from RefSeq and is a predicted model, not a curated record. Bases 78 to 1157 code for a protein of 359 amino acids. The transcript is spliced from 6 exons. NCBI's taxonomy places the organism in Eukaryota, Metazoa, Chordata, Actinopteri, Siluriformes, Ariidae. Gene Ontology annotation, molecular function: integrin binding. Gene Ontology annotation, biological process: cell adhesion.